GAGGCUAAAUUUCUUUCGCAAAUUUUCGAGGAAAUCAGGAUAAACACUUUCCACUCCAACAAAUUGUUGGUAUAAGUGGUUCCCGCCAGAAGUUCAAAUCGAUACCUUGACAAGCAUUAACAACAAGUUGUUUAUUCAACAAGAUGUCCAUCAACCUAGAAUUAAGUCAAUCCCAAUUGAACGACCCGAAAACAAACGAUAUAAAACUCCACUACAUGCCGGCUUCAAUCCAAGGCGAUGGAGCAGCGAACGUGGAUCUCUUUUUCAAUAACUACACAGCAGAGGAGAAUGGAGUCAUGAGGAACACCUUCCGAGGUCAUUCUCUUGAAGGAUGCAAAUUCACCGUGCCGAAUACCCAUAAAGGACUGAUAUUCCAAGAGACUGACACGCCACUGGACGAGAAUACAAAUCGAGUAUUCAAAUUGGCUGGAUCCUUCGAUAGUUUCAACUAUUGGAACUACGACAAGGCUCCGUCGAAGGCUGAUGCUUUCAGGCAGAUGUGGGAUGUAGUGAGUGUGGCUGAAGCGAUGAGCGCUGAUAUAUCUAUGGACGAUAUUGAGAAAGAAAUGGAAAGGAGGAAGAAGAAAACCGAAGAUUCUAAGGAAAAGUCAGAACCGUGAGCUACUGCAAGUGUCCGCACCUCCUUAAUUUUUUAGUUAACAACUGUUUGGUGUCUUUAAGUGUAUUU
This is a messenger RNA of Hermetia illucens (black soldier fly), 688 nucleotides long. RefSeq lists its product as uncharacterized. Bases 144 to 620 code for a protein of 158 amino acids. Gene Ontology annotation, biological process: RNA catabolic process. Gene Ontology annotation, cellular component: ribonuclease H2 complex. The record is from RefSeq and is a predicted model, not a curated record. The transcript is spliced from 3 exons. NCBI's taxonomy places the organism in Eukaryota, Metazoa, Arthropoda, Insecta, Diptera, Stratiomyidae.